This is a messenger RNA of Aspergillus pseudonomiae, 2186 nucleotides long. It is a transcript of the gene eng2, whose product is annotated as putative GPI anchored endo-1,3(4)-beta-glucanase. The record is from RefSeq and is a predicted model, not a curated record. The coding region runs from base 125 to 2101 and encodes 658 amino acids. The transcript has a single exon. NCBI's taxonomy places the organism in Eukaryota, Fungi, Ascomycota, Eurotiomycetes, Eurotiales, Aspergillaceae. Gene Ontology annotation, molecular function: hydrolase activity, hydrolyzing O-glycosyl compounds. Gene Ontology annotation, biological process: glucan catabolic process.
AAUCUCUAUAGCCCUUCCAGGAUUUGAUCAGAUCUGAGAUCUCCUGGUCUUUUCCUUUUGUUAUCUUCGAACUUCUCUAUCUUCCUUCCUUUGCCUGGUCGCUUGACUAGUUCACAAAACCAGGAUGUCCUCAUCCUUCGUGUGGACCGUAGGGUCCAUUGCUCUUUCUUUGAUCACUCCGACGAUCGCAGACGGCUCUGGUAGCCGUUAUCAGCUGAUUGAAGCCUGGCAGGGAGAGAAGUUUCUGGACCAUUUCAACGUCUUCAGCGGUGCCGACCCAACCAAUGGAUUCGUCACCUAUACCAACCAGAGCUACGCAGAGAGCUCGGGUCUCAUCAAGGUAACCGAAAGUGGUAGUUUCUACAUGGGCGUUGACUACGAGACCGAGCUCAGCCCGAACGGGCCGGGUCGAGAGUCGGUCCGUAUUGAGAGCAAAGAGUACUAUGAUGAGGGUUUGUACAUCAUCGACCUCCAGCACAUGCCGGGUAGCGCCUGCGGUACGUGGCCCGCUUUCUGGUCGGUGGGACCUAACUGGCCCUAUGAUGGUGAAAUCGAUAUCAUUGAGGGUGUCAACAAGCAUGAAGCCAACAAGAUUGUCCUGCAUACGAGCGGUUCGUGCGCCUUGUCCAACGAAAACGAUAUGACCGGUACAAUGACAUCCAACGAGUGUGGCGAAGCAUCGGGGACCGUCGGCUGUGUGGUCGAGGGCAAGACUGGCACCUCGGGCACCCCUUUCAACGAGAAGAAAGGUGGUGUCUAUGCUAUGGAAUGGACUUCGAGUUUUGUUAAGAUUUGGUAUUUCGCGCGCAGUGAAAUUCCCAAGUCGAUUACCGAGGGUAACCCCGACACGACGGCCUUUGGCGCACCGAUGGCUCACUUGCAGGGGACGUGCGACUUUGGCGCGCGCUUCAAGUCGCAGAAAUUCAUCCUUGAUACUACCUUCUGUGGAGAUUGGGCUGGUGGCGUGUUCGGUGACUCCGGUUGCCCAGUCAGCGACCCCAGCAACCCUAUCCAGAGCUGUGUCAACUAUGUGGCCCAAAACCCUGCCGCUUUCAAGGAAGCUUACUGGGAAAUCAACUACAUCAAGCUGUUCCAGACUGGCACUGGCCAUGCGACCGCAUCCGUUGUUUCGCAAGCGGAGACCGCCACUGCUGUUGCGUCCAAGACAAUUGACAGCGUUUCAUCUGUCACCUCCACUACCGCUCCUGCUCCAGAGACGGCAUCUGCCGAGGCACCCGCCACUUCAAGCGCAGUUCCCGAACCUGCCAACCCGCAGACCAGCGUUGCCGGUGCCGAGACCACCGCUGCCCCAGCUCCUUCGGCUCAGACCACCGCUGCCCCAGCGAACCCUUCGUCAGAUGACAGCGAUGAGGGUGCUGAUGCUGUUUCGGAAACCACCAUCUAUGUGACAGAAACCACGACCAUCUGCGGAGCCACUACUCAGAAGGGUUCUAUCCAAACUCUCAGCGCCGGAGAGACCGACGUCUCUCCGGCAAGCUCCACGGUCGAGUCGGCGGCUCCUCCCGCUGCUGCUACGCCAACGGCCCAGGAACCUGUCGCUUCGCAGCCUGGAACUACCGUGAACGGCGGUACUCCCGUUCCCACCGAUGUUUCCCCCGAAACUCCUGCCGAGGAGACGGCUGGUGAAUCUAGUGCACCGACCCCAAGUGCCCAACAGCCAGAACAAUCACCACCCUCUGCAACCAACAUCGAGCCUGGCACCGUUCCCCCGGCUGCGUCGACCGCAGCCCCUACCGAGGAGGGUACCCCAGAGGGAGCUAGCCCAGUUGGUGCCACCGAGUCGAGACAGGCCCCUGAACCGGCACCCACGAGCGUUGCCCCCAUCCGCAGCCCUUCCCACUCUUCAUGGACCAUCCACUCCUCGAGCCGUGUUGCAUCGUCUUCUAGCUUUACUUCCACCACAGCUUCCGCGAGUCGCACCGCAACCCAGGAGGCUAGCGCUCCGACGGAGACCAAUGCAGGCGCGUCGACCGGGACUAAUCCCGAAAGUCCUGUCUUCACUGCGGGUGCGAGCAAGCCCGUAGGCAUCUCAGGCAUGGCCGGUAUUGUUUGUGGUGUUUUCAUGGCUAUGUUGGUCUAAACAAUGUAUUUCUAAGUCGGCAGAUGUUUCCACUUUUUGUUUGGUCUACCAUUUUCUUUGAAGCGACAUAUCCAGUAGACCGGGG